This is a messenger RNA of Phaeoacremonium minimum UCRPA7, 2244 nucleotides long. Its product is annotated as putative arp8-like protein. The transcript is spliced from 3 exons. Bases 1 to 2244 code for a protein of 747 amino acids. The record is from RefSeq and is a predicted model, not a curated record. Lineage: Eukaryota; Fungi; Ascomycota; Sordariomycetes; Togniniales; Togniniaceae. Gene Ontology annotation, biological process: double-strand break repair; regulation of DNA-templated transcription. Gene Ontology annotation, cellular component: Ino80 complex.
AUGGUCGGAAAAGUCAGCGAGCGUGUCCUCCUUCGGGAAGGGCUCGAGCGCACCGACAAUGGCAUGAAGCAGACGAGCUGGCCCGAUGUCAUCCCCAUCAACCAGAAGAACUACUAUACUGAUUAUAUGAAGCGCGACGAUCAGGUCCUCGCCCUACGACUCCAAGGAGAGGCUACCCGCGAUCGACUGGUACAGAGCGCGAAGGAUAGAGAUCGUGCACUAGCUUUCAACCAGAAUGGCGAGAUUCCCCUGCCGAUAGCCGACCUCGAUGGCGACGAUGCGACCGAGCCAGCCGUCGAUGCCCUCGACCCGUCAAGGAUAAUAGUUAUCCAUCCCGGAAGCCAGAACUUGCGUAUUGGAUUUGCGAGCGAUGCCCUUCCAAAAACUAUCCCCAUGGCCCUGGCUACGCGCUUCCCGCAGACAGAAUCUGAAAUCCAUGAAGCCCUACCAAGGCGGCAGUUCGAGGCGAGGAACCUCGAUCAAGAAUAUGGGGAGGAAUGGUCGAAGAAGUUCCAUAAGAUGAGCAACGAACUUAAAGUAGACAUGCGCGCGAACAAGCGCAAAGUCCUACCAAACUCAAAGGAGCUUGUCGUGAACUACAACCGCAGGGCGGAACCCGAGAUCAUAGCGACGCACAACGAUCCUCUGCAAAUAGAAUGGACGGAUAUCAAGAGUUUGGAGGAUCCGGAGUCAAUUGCAUCUGCAUUUAUCGGUAACCAGGCACAGCGGGUUCCUGAUGACUCGAACCCGAAGUUCAAGCUCUGGUGGCCUAUGCAACAUGGUUUCCUCAACGAGGAUGAUUAUGAUACCGAGGAGCAUCUAUAUGAUGAUUUCGAGACCCUUCUUGACAAGGCAAUCCGUCAAGAGCUAGGUUUGACUCGGAACAGCACCUGGAAACAGUACAGCUGUGUCUUUGUUAUCCCAGAUCUGUACGAUAAAAAGUAUGUCGAGCAGGUCCUGAGAUCAUGUGUGAACUGGUUCGAGUUCAGCAAGAUAUGCUUCAUCCAGGAGAGCAUGGCAGCUACCUUUGGCGCGGGCUAUACGCAGGCUUGCGUUGUAGAUGUCGGCGCGCAGAAGACAUCCAUUACCUGUGUUGAGGAUGGACUGUGUAUCGAGGACUCCCGAAUCAAUCUCAAAUAUGGCGGUUAUGAUGUAACGGAAACGUUCAUCAAGAUGAUGUUAUACGACAACUUCCCAUACCAGGAUAUCAACCUGCAGCGACGUUACGACUUUCUCCUAGCAGAGGAGUUGAAGAUCAAGCACUGCACACUUUCACAAGCCAACAUUUCAGUGCAACUAGCCGAGUUCCAUCUUCGCGCGCCUAACCAACCGACUCACAAAUAUCAGUUCAAGACCUACGAUGAAGUCAUCUUAGCACCCUACGGCUUUUACGAGCCUGAGAUUUUUGACAACAAGUUCAAGCUGCGCGGCCGCCGGAAACUCAUUGAUCGAUCAUAUAACGCCUAUGAAGUUGACGUGCCUGAUGACCCGCAAUCUGCCGCACAGCUGGCUAUACUUGCACUGAUCAAGCCAUCCAUCACAUCUAACGCGAAUGGGUUCGCCCCUGGCCAAGAGAUCUCAACCCCUAGCAAGGAGAAGUCCCAACCAUUCAACUUCCUUGCAAGAGAGGCGAAUGGCACUCCUGCGACCUCAAACGCCCCAUCUCCAGCGCCAGAGGGAGCCAGUACUCCAGUCCCGCCACCUUUUGUCUUCGGUGGGAAAGACAAGGACGGUGUCAAUGGCACAGGAAGUCCAGCCCCUACCGGCCGAAAUGGCGGUACCCCAGCACCCUCCGGUGGACCCCUAGGCCAGUCACUACAGCCCCCACCGGGCAUGUUCGUAGACAGCUUUGCCCGCUCGGCAAAGGCACUGGCAGCAGAGCGUGAUGAGGUCCUGCCGGUUGCUUCUCUCGACGUUGCCAUCAUGACAGCCAUCCAGAAUGCUGCCAAGGGAGACGACAAGAAGGUGCGGGAUCUCCUGGGCUCCAUCAUGGUUAUCGGCGGAGGAGCCAAGGUUCCUCACUUCACAACUUUGCUGGAGGAGAAGCUCCGCGCGAGACGGCCUGACAUCUACGACAAGAUCCUGGUGAGCCGAAGCGCCAGGGAUAUGGAUGAGCAGGUCGUGGUUUGGAAGGGCGCCAGCGUCUUUGCCAAACUUGCUGCUAACGAUAGCUGGAUCACGCCUUUUGAGUACGAGAGACUGGGAGCACGAGUAUUGCAUCACAAGGUCCUCUGGGCGUGGUAA